Tigriopus californicus is the source of this 1748-nucleotide messenger RNA. RefSeq lists its product as uncharacterized. Lineage: Eukaryota; Metazoa; Arthropoda; Copepoda; Harpacticoida; Harpacticidae. The coding region runs from base 99 to 1721 and encodes 540 amino acids. The transcript is spliced from 5 exons. The record is from RefSeq and is a predicted model, not a curated record.
CUCAUGGCAAUGCUUCACAUAUAUCUUCCCUAGAGUAUAACAGAGCAAAUGUGAUUCUUUUAGCCACAAAUUCAAAACUCUGAAACCCAUCCAAUUCAAUGCGAUAUUUACUAAAAUACCUUAACCAUACGUUCCGAGUCCUGGUGGUUGUCAGCCUCUUCAGUUUUUCUUACCAAUUCUUUUGGGGAACGAAAAGCGGAACAUUGGUCCUCAAGAGUGCAGAACUUGAAAGUCACGAACAGACAGAUAAGUUUUCAAAUUUCCCGGAUUUGACUUAUUUUCAAGUGUCAAAAGAGCAUGACAUUGAAUUGUACCGCUAUGCUCCCAUCGAAAUCAUGACCCAACCCGGAGGACCCAAAGUUUAUUCCCGAAGACGGUCCACUAAUAAUUGUUCCCAAGUCCCAAAGAUGAAGAAUAUCAAAUUUUCAAAUAUAUACUGGCAAAAGAUGGAUCUAGUUCAUAGCACCAUUUACUUACUUGGAGCUUAUUAUGAUUCGAGAAUGUCUCCACCUUUGAUAAGAGUGAUUUUUGGGCGCCGGCAUUUCUUUCCGGUGGAUCGAUUAUGGGCCCAAAUGUGGUUCCAGAAUGGAAACGAGGGCGUCACAUCACGAUCUACAGCCGUUAAAUACUUGAACCAUGGCCAAAGUGACUCUGAAGAAUAUAAACGCACCACUCACGAAGAGUACUACGAAGCGUUUAUGGCCGAUUUUCCCAUUCCCAACGAGUUUGGAACGGCCAUUCCAUUGAUGGUGUCGCUUGUGGAAAACGAAUGUGAUCAGGCCAGCAACUUGCUCAAAGUUAUCCAUGAGAAACCAAUUGAAAAAAGGCAAUUUGCCAUUUGCACCCGAACUCUGUUCUUUCCCAAGGACGAAGUGUUCCCACUUCUCAUGGAGUGGAUCGAGAUGAACUUGGCUCUUGGAGUGUCCAAGAUCCUCGUCUACAUCCUGAACGUGGGUCCAAAGAUUCAGACCGUGUUGGAGUACUACAAAAAUAUGGGCGUAUUGGAGUACUAUGGGAUGACUUGGCCGGGAGCUAACCCUCAAACCGCGUUCCUUCAGCAUGACCUUUGGAACAAAGUGCUUUGGUUCGACACUGUUUUGGACCAUUUUGCUUUCCACGAUUGUCUUUACAGACACCUCUACAGCUAUGAGUAUCUAUCGCUUCUUGACGUAGACGAGAUCAUCAUGCCUGUUCAAGGCAUGAAUUGGAAAAUUUUAGUGGAUAAUCUGGUGCUAGAUCCCGAAGAAUCGCCAUGGAACAACAGCAAUGAAGACGAAUGGGACUCCCUACUCUUCCGCCAUUUCUUCUUCUUUGGAAACCAAUCCAAACCCUUCAAAUCGAAGUUCCGGAUCUUGAACAACGAUCUUAGAUCCAAAGAUCAUUUUGGAUACAACCAAGUCAAAGGGUUCUUUCGAACCCGGACCACGGAAAUAAUGUUCAAUCACUAUCCAGUUCGUUGCGUUACAAACAAUGGAUCUUGUCAAAUAGCCACGGCUGAUCCCAGUUAUGCUCGAUUGAACCACUACAGAAAUGUCUGCCAGUCCCUCAAGGUCAUGUUGCCACCGGAAUUAUGUGAGAAAUUCAAAACCGAACUGGAGGCGGAUGAUCUCGCGGAUCGGUUUGCAAAAACAGUUAUGCAAGGAAUGGCAAGGGCAAGCCAACAUCUGCUCAAAAGGGGAAUUUCAAUGAAUGCCGAGUUUGAUUUUGGCUUGACCGUUUGAAAGAAUAUAUUUCCAAUCAAAAGCGGA